This is a messenger RNA of Aspergillus alliaceus, 1908 nucleotides long. Its product is annotated as aldehyde dehydrogenase family protein. The transcript has 3 exons. The record is from RefSeq and is a predicted model, not a curated record. NCBI's taxonomy places the organism in Eukaryota, Fungi, Ascomycota, Eurotiomycetes, Eurotiales, Aspergillaceae. Bases 167 to 1792 code for a protein of 541 amino acids. Gene Ontology annotation, molecular function: oxidoreductase activity, acting on the aldehyde or oxo group of donors, NAD or NADP as acceptor.
AAGUCACCUGCCAGCGAGAGCUUACCAUUGGUUCUCCAGCUACUAAUCUCUGGCGGGGAAUGUCCCUUCAGCAACUUAACAACAGCUGAGGCACUUACGCACUGGACUUACUUAUAGGCCCCCUCCCUCUUCUUCUCCCCUCCUUUCUCCUCUCUUCUCUGCAUUGAUGCCCCUCUAUCCCUCUCCACUCCUCAUCCGCUUGUGCCUGCGUGGUCUUUCUCUCUCCAGGCUAGCAAUAUCCUCCCCAGUUCCUCGUCGACUCUUUCACAGCUCCUCACCCAUCAUGUCGGACGUCACGCUGCAGUUGACUGCCCCUAAUGGGCGUAAGUACUCUCAGCCUAUUGGCCUCUUCAUCAACAACGAGUUUGUACCAUCUAAGUCAGGCGAGAAGUUUGCCACGAUCAACCCUUCAGACGAAAAGGAGAUUGCUUCAGUCUAUGCUGCGGGCGAGGAGGAUAUUGACAUUGCUGUCAAGGCUGCCCGCAAGGCCUUCAAGGAUCCUUCAUGGAAGCUGCUUCCACCAACGGAUCGGGGCGCUUUGAUGCUGAAGCUAGCAGACCUCAUAGAACAGCACCGAGAGACUUUGGCUACCAUUGAAACGUGGGAUAAUGGCAAGCCCUACUCUGUCUCCUUGAACGAGGAUCUGUCUGAGGUCAUCAACACCCUUCGGUACUAUGCUGGUUGGGCCGACAAGGUUCAUGGCCAAACCAUUAGCACCACACCGGCCAAGCUCGCCUACACUCUCCGCCAACCCAUUGGUGUAGUGGGCCAGAUCAUCCCAUGGAACUUCCCCCUUGCCAUGGCUGCAUGGAAGCUUGGCCCUGCGCUGGCAUGUGGUAACACCAUCGUAAUGAAACCAGCCGAACAGACACCUCUUAGCAUCCUCUACCUUGCCACACUCAUCAAGGAAGCUGGGUUUCCCCCUGGUGUGAUUAACAUUGUCAACGGCCUCGGAAGGGUUGCUGGCAGCGCUCUGGUGACCCACCCUAAUGUGGACAAGGUCGCCUUUACUGGCUCCACCUUGACCGGCCGGGAAGUCAUGAAGAUGGCUGCCAGCACCUUGAAGAACAUCACCCUUGAAACGGGUGGUAAAUCUCCUUUAGUGGUGUUCAGCGACGCAGACCUUGAACAAGCUGCUAAAUGGGCACACAUCGGCAUUAUGUACAACCAAGGACAGGUCUGCACAGCAACUUCUCGGAUCCUGGUCCAUGACUCUGUGUACGAUAAGUUUAUCGAGCUCUUUAAGAAAGAAGUGGUCGCGACCAGCAAAGUCGGUGACCCCUUCGCCGAUGACACCUUCCAGGGCCCUCAGAUCACCAAGGCCCAGUACGAGCGAGUCCUUUCUUAUAUCGAGACCGGCAAGUCCGAAGGAGCAAAACUCGUCGCUGGUGGUGAGCCUUACAAGAACGUCGGCGACGGCAAAGGCUUCUUCAUCGCUCCAACCAUAUUCACGGACGUUAAGGACAAUAUGCGUAUCUAUCGUGAGGAGGUCUUUGGACCGUUCGUCGUGAUCUCUAGCUUCACCGCCGAGGACGAGGCCGUGACUCGCGCCAACGACACGACAUACGGAUUGGGCGCGGCCAUUUUCACCAAGGAUAUUGAGCGUGCGCACCGUGUGGCCUCCGAAAUUGAAGCAGGCAUGGUCUGGAUUAACAGCAGCAACGACAGCGACUUCCGAGUUCCCUUUGGUGGUAUCAAGCAGAGCGGUAUCGGCCGUGAGCUCGGUGAAGCCGGAUUGGAGGCAUACUCGAAUGUAAAGGCCGUUCACGUCAAUCUCGGAUCCAAGUUGUAAUGUAUGCACUGCAACCUCAUCUGUGAUGUGUUAUGUUUGUAUAUACGAUAGUCAGAUGCCAGUUGGAUCCACAGGAUCAUACUUGCAGCAAAAAUAUAGAAAAGCUAUCCAAUAAU